GAGCUAUUUGCAUGUCCACCAGUUUUAGUCCACGACUGACUGUGUCCAAUUGCUGCUUGAAGAUGACUGCCCUGCAAAUCACUGUACAUCAGGGAUCAUAUAGACCUCGUAUGGAGAGUAAAUAGAGGCAAUCCACAACAGACGGCUAAGCUUUUUCAACAUCUUUCUUUGAUCCUUAUUAGCUUCUCAAAAGUGGAAGGUCCAUUAGUUGAAGGUCCAUGAAUAGAAGGCGCAUCUUUUCUGCCUGCAGUUGUGUGGUGUAUGCUCAAGUUUAAGUCCAGCGCUGAUCAAUUCAUCAUUCCAACCACAGAUUUGGAUCAGUCCCCAGCAGUCGCAGUUCUGGGAACGAGGAGAGCUGGAUUCUUUAACAACACAAAGAUACCAGAUAAUUACCGGCAGUAUACAGCGGGGGUGGUGAUCUUCGGAGACUCCACAGUGGAUGUCGGCAACAACAACCAUCUAGUCACCGUGGUGAAGAGCAACUUCAAGCCGUAUGGCAGGUCGUUUCAAGGGGGCAAAUCCACUGGCCGGUUCUGCGAUGGGAAGAUAACCAGUGAUAGGAUCACCGAGAUAAUCGGCUACCCAUACGGGCUACCAUACUUGUCGCCGGAAGCUCACGGCCCCGCCAUUCUCACUGGCAUCAACUUCGCAUCCUCGGCAUCCGGCUGGUACGAUGGCACGGCACGAAACUUCAAUGUGAAAGGGUUGACGGAUCAGUUCGUGUGGUACAAGAACUGGAAGGCCGAGGUGCUGUCGUUGGUUGGUCCGGAGAAGGGGAACUUUAUCAUUAGCACCUCGCUGUACAUCUUCAGCACAGGUGCCAAUGACUGGGUUAACAAUUACUACUUGAACCCGGUUCUGAUGAAGAAAUACAACACAGAUGAGUACAUCACUUUUCUAAUCGGCCUUGCCCGUGGUUACAUUCAGGAGCUCUACGAUUUGGGUGGCCGCAACAUUGCGGUGCUGGGUCUACCGCCUUUGGGGUGCCUGCCCUCGCAGAUCACCCUCCACGGCAAAGGGAACCAAGGUUGCGUCGAGGACUACAACGCCGUUUCGCGUAAAUUCAAUGACCAGUUAAAAAAUGUUAUAAACAAUGAAUUGAAGCCGAAGUUCAGUGGAGGCCGUCUCAUAUACAUCGACAUCUACACAACGCUCUACGCGAUAAGGACAAACUCGAGCGCAUAUGGAAUUACUGAGGUCAGAACCGGAUGCUGCGGCACUGGUGUGAUCGAGACGGCAAUUGCGUGCAACCAAGCCUCGAUAGGCACUUGCGAAGAUGCUAAUUCAUAUCUGUGGUGGGAUAGUUUCCAUCCUACCGAGCAUGCGUAUAACAUUCUGGCGGAUGAUUUGUUCAACCAGGCUGAGGCGACUCUCAGGGGUCCAGCACAUCCUUGAAUUGGAAAACAAAAUAGAGCUCCUCUGAAUUCUAUUUUCAAUCGAAAUAACCACAUAAUAGUCGGCGACUUGCCGACCCAGAUAAGUAACGCCAUAUCCAUCUAUGGCAGCUGGAACUUCUGCAUAGGGUAGGCUCCGAAGUUCUAACAGCUCGUAGAUAUGAGAAAUUACAGUUGUCAGUACAUGUAAUAAGCAUAAUCUUAUGCUGUCCGUUGGUAGCGCGCGAAACAGAUUAAGAGAAUUUUGAUCUACUUAAUGCCCAGAGAAUAGGAGAAUUAAGUCGACGGACAAUCCGUGCUCUUUGAAGGUGGCAGCAAAGACUGUGGGUAAAUCAAUUUUUUUACCAUGAAAGCGACUGGAAUAAGAGCACCAGCAACUGGUUGAAAAAGUUCAAAAUCGAAAAAUAUCAUGAUUCAUUGCA
Messenger RNA from Physcomitrium patens, 1816 nucleotides. Its product is annotated as GDSL esterase/lipase At5g22810. Gene Ontology annotation, molecular function: hydrolase activity, acting on ester bonds. The record is from RefSeq and is a predicted model, not a curated record. NCBI's taxonomy places the organism in Eukaryota, Viridiplantae, Streptophyta, Bryopsida, Funariales, Funariaceae.